CCCCUGUAUCUGGGCUCUAGUAUCUGGGUUUGGAGCCCAAGUUUGUAGAAACACCGAAACAGACGGCUCGAACAUUCUACGUAGGCGGUCACCAAUAUUCCAGCCUUCUCUCAUUCAAACUCUCUUCUUCUCUUCCCUUCUCUUCUGCUUACUCACACAAACAAGAACGGACAAACAAACAAACAUAAGUGUUUCAUUCAGUCACAACACAAAACACAAACCCAGAGAACGAGGUUUCUUCCUAGUUUUUAUGUCCAUGGAAGCUGAGACUGCCACCACUUCUCACUUGGCGCUGUCUGACACAGAUAUCAACUGGGACAGGUUGGAUAAGACCAAAUUUCAUGUCAUUGGUGCCAUACUCUUCACUGCUCAAUCAGGCUUACUUCAUCCAACGGCAGUGGUGAAGACAAGGAUGCAAGUGGCUGGGUCUGGACUCUCUCAAAUGUCAGGAAUGUCAGUGUUCACUCACAUUCUGCGGAGUGAUGGUGUUCCUGGAAUCUUUAGAGGUUUUGGCACUUCUGCUAUUGGAUCAAUGCCUGGCAGGGUCUUAGCCCUCACAUCACUUGAGAUGUCAAAGGACUUAAUGUUAAAACACACUCAAGGUACUGCAAUGCCUGAAGCAUCACGUAUUGGCCUUGCAAAUGGGGUGGCUGGCAUGGUGUCAAAUUUGGUAUCCUGUGUGUACUUUGUGCCUUUGGAUGUGAUAUGCCAGAGGUUAAUGGUCCAAGGUCUUCCCGGAACUACAUGUUGUAGAGGGCCAUUUGAUGUUAUCCGGAGAGUUGUCAAGGCGGAGGGUUUUCGCGGUUUGUAUAGAGGUUUUGGAUUAACAGCAGUAACCCAAUCACCAGCAUCUGCACUUUGGUGGGGUUCUUAUGGUGCAGCUCAACACAUAAUUUGGAGGAGUUUGGGCUACAAAGAUGAUAUGGAGAACAAACCUUCACACGUGGAAAUGGUGACAGUUCAGGCUACUGCUGGGAUGGUAGCUGGUGCAUGUUCCUCUGUUAUCACUACCCCCAUAGAUACUGUUAAAACACGUCUUCAGGUUAUGGACAACUAUGGUUCUGGAAGACCAUCAGUGCUGAAGACAGCAAAGAAUCUCCUUAAGGAAGAUGGAUGGUGGGGAUUUUACAGGGGUUUUGGACCAAGAUUUUUAAACAUGUCACUUUAUGGAACAACAAUGAUUGUUACUUAUGAACUGAUAAAGAGAUUAUCAGUACAACCGAGUCUAAGGUCUUUUUCUUAGUGCAAGGGAAGAGACAAAGAUUCAAGCAUGAUUUUAGCAUGCCUAACUUGUGUUCAGGGUCAGCAAAGUGGUGGAUCCCUUCGACUUCAAACACUGCACCAUGCAUGCAGUAUGAAAAGUUCUUUACUCAAAGAUGUGGCUCCUUUUCUAAAUUUGAAGAUGACUACUUGACUUUUGCUUUACAGAAGCUGUAUUAUGGGAAGUGUUUGGGUCAGGUGGAGUAUGUAGAACUUCCAAUCUUCAUUCCAAGGGUAUUUUAUUUGUAGUUAAAGCUCCAA
Messenger RNA from Lotus japonicus, 1521 nucleotides. RefSeq lists its product as uncharacterized. The transcript has 6 exons. NCBI's taxonomy places the organism in Eukaryota, Viridiplantae, Streptophyta, Magnoliopsida, Fabales, Fabaceae. The coding region runs from base 251 to 1243 and encodes 330 amino acids. The record is from RefSeq and is a predicted model, not a curated record.